Messenger RNA from Capronia epimyces CBS 606.96, 1077 nucleotides. RefSeq lists its product as uncharacterized. The transcript has a single exon. NCBI's taxonomy places the organism in Eukaryota, Fungi, Ascomycota, Eurotiomycetes, Chaetothyriales, Herpotrichiellaceae. The record is from RefSeq and is a predicted model, not a curated record. The coding region runs from base 1 to 1077 and encodes 358 amino acids.
AUGGUUCUCAAACCUGCCGUGGCCAGCAUGUCGCUGGGGAGGGCAUGGCUGCAUAAAUUGCCAAACAAGCUCGACCAGGCGGCCAGUCAGCACUUUCAAGGCGUGGAAAUCUUCUACGAAGAUCUGGAGUACUUUGCACGAGAACUGGCGUCAUCGUCGUCGGGCACGUCUGCGGAUCCAACAGCAUCAGCAACACAAUCAUCGUCAGUAUCACCACCACCAUCACCAUCUCAACUCCUCGAAGCGGCCACCACCAUCCGCCAACUAUGCCAGGAUCGCAGCCUCACCAUCAUCGGAAUGCAACCAUUUCUGCACUACGAGGGCCUCAUCGACCGACAAGAGCACGCGUCCCGGAUCGAGAAAUUGAAGCUAUGGUUCCGCAUCGCGCACUCCCUCGGCACCGACGUGAUCCAGAUCCCGUCCAACUUCCUCCAAGACGGCAUCACGGGUGACCGGGACGUCCUGGUACAGGACCUGGUCGAGGUGGCCGACAUGGGCCUCCAGGAGCGACCGGUGAUCCGGUUCGCGUACGAGAACCUCUGCUGGGGCACGCACGUCGACACGUGGGAGAAGGCGUGGGAUCUGGUGCGCCAGGUCGACCGUCCCAACUUCGGCAUCUGUCUGGACACGUUCAACAUUGCCGGCUCGGUGUGGGCGGACCCAGCCGCCGUGACGGGCAAGACGGCCGACGCCGACACAGCGUUGGCAGCGACCCUGGCUAAAUUGCGGAAGGACAUCGACGUGACUAAGGUCUUCUACGUCCAGGUCGUCGACGCCGAGCGCAUGCGCACCCCACUGGUCCAAGGCCAUGCUUUCUAUGCGCCCGACCAGCCGGCCAGGAUGAGCUGGUCGCGCAACGCCCGUCUGUUUGCUUUCGAGGAGGGCGGGUACCUCCCCGUCUUGGAAAUCACCAGAACUAUCUUGCAGGACCUGCGGUACCAAGGUUGGGUUUCUAUGGAGCUCUUCUCGCAGUCCAUGGCGGAUCCGGAUCCUUUGGUCCCGGAGACACAUGCGCGAAGAGCCGCGGAGGCGUGGGAGAAAUUGGGGAGAGAAAUCGCUACUUGGGGGGUCGAAUGA